AUGGAGCAUUUAUACCAAAUCAUUGACUGCGAUACUGCAGAGCCAGCUUUUGGUUGCGACCCGUCAAUCCUGAUCCCCAAACAGAUCAAAUUGAAUAAUACCUUCUUCCCGGAGUCGCAGUCGGGAGAUAACCUUGGGGUUUUAAUGCACAAAGUCUCCGUCCCGCCGGUCUAUAUUAGCCCUCAAUAUCUUCGAUAUGUCCAAAGCGUCAGCAAACAUCUAUAUACCGCCAUCACAGAUAUCGUGUCGAGGUGGUGGGAAGAAUCGGAUCUUUCGAGCACAAUACCACUUGACCCUAAAUUUGAGAGGCUCCUCAGGCGACUCGAUCAUGAGGGAGUCACUUGGCGUAGCGGUAGCUGGCGCCCGGACUUCCUUGUUGAAGAAAACACGGAAGCGGCGUAUCCCAGAAUAAAAAUUUGCGAAAUCAAUGCGAGAUUCGGGUUCAAUGGGUUCUUUUGCACACUUGGCAUGGCCAAUGGGUUUUAUAGAGAUGAUACCUCCCGGUUCCAGCCGGCUUUUUCACAGUUUGACGACGUAUUCGGCCAUGUAUUCGACCUCACGAAACCGCUACACGUCCUGAAGGGGAGAGAGCUUGGAUAUGAUAUCCACCACCUUCCCAAGGUUCUUGGCACCGAAGUAAUUUUCGCCGAUAUUUCCCAGCUACGAAUAAUCCCCACCGAUGCCGGAAAUAGAUUGAUACAAGUUGUCGACGGGAGCGAAAUCGAAGUCUCGCAAAUCGUGCUUGAAUUGCACCAAGAUGAGCUUCUUUCCCUCUCUGAGCCUCUGCUAUGGGAGAUCUCGAUUCGGUCUCGGAUCAAUGAUAUGCGAACAAUAAUGCUAGUGCACGACAAGAGGAUGCUAGGUGUAGUCCGUCAUCAGCUUGUGAAUCUUGUCACCCGAAACGUUCUCUCCAUCCAAGCUGCCGCUCUUCUGGAAAACUCAAUUGCGGAGACAUGCCUCCCUGGUACACUUGAAUAUCAGGCUGCUUCGAGUAGCGAUAGAUCGCAGCAAUGGCUUUUUAAGCCAGCUGGUAGCGGAAAGGGUGCUGGGAUAAUAUUCCGCCAAGAUAUUCCGGAAGAAGAAUGGCAGACCCUCCUUUCGACGACUAAGCUUUCCCACGUUCUCCAGCGUGCGGUUAAUCACAAAACCAUGAAUCUCGUCAUGCCUGUUGAAGGGUCAAUGACAACAGUUCCAUGGGAUAUCGUGGGGACCUUCUUUAUGGUUGAUGGGUAUUUCAACGGAUUUGGCCCAUGGAGGUCAUCAGCAGAGAAGAUCUGCGCCUUAUCCAGGGGUGGUAGCUGGAUGAUGGGUGUUUGUGAUAGGGACUGUCUUCCCUUCCCAAUGCACCCCAAGCCUAUCGAAGCUCGUCGUCCAUCGAGGACCGUUUCGGAACACAGCGCCGAUUUGAUGGUCUUCCCACCCAAGAUUAUCGACGCGUAUUCUCCUUCCUGCGGUGCUGCUGCCAGGCAUGUUUCGGAGGUACAUCGGUCGCUGGAGGAAAACGGGGUAGCGCUUGUUCGCCUCAAUUUUUCCGACCCGCAAUCGGAUUAUCUUGUUUCGUUAGUUAGAGAUGGCUUGCACCCGACGCAUGGUCAUGGUCUUCCGGUAGACCAUUCGCAGAAAAAGGGUUGGUUGUGGGAUGUCAAACCGAUCCACGGCAAGGUCCACAGCGCAAACGAUCCUCUCGCUAGAAGUGAGACAAUGCAUGUUUUUCCUUGGCACACUGACUGCUCGUUUGAAGCGAACCCACCCCGCCACUUCGCCUUACACGUCCUCCAUGCCGAUAGAUAUGGUGGCGGCUCAUUGUCGCUUGUUAGAACUAGCGAUAUUGUACAGGAGCUUUGUGAGGAGACAAUUAGCAGGUUAAGCAUGCCAGAGUUUGUCUUUGCGGUUCCAGAUGAGUUUGACAAAGGAACUUCUCAAACCCUGGUCGGAGCGUUGCUUGAUAUGAGUGAUGGAGAACCGAAACUUCGAUUCCGUCGCGACAUUAUUAGUCCUUUGACGAAACAAGCAGAGUUGGCACUUGAGGAACUUGACAAGAUCCUUGAUGAGUGCCAAUCGUCUUCGGGAAGGUCUUUGAGGAAAGUCAUGAGGGCCGAAGAUUUGCCCGAUGGUAUGGUCAUCGUGGUUGAUAACGCGAAAUGGCUACACGCCCGCAACCAAGUCAACGAUCCAGAUAGGCAUCUUCGCCGUGUUCGUUGGAACGCACAACCUUUCCCCGCGGCCGCUUGA
Molecule: messenger RNA, 2232 nt
Organism: Orbilia oligospora ATCC 24927
Lineage: Eukaryota; Fungi; Ascomycota; Orbiliomycetes; Orbiliales; Orbiliaceae
Exons: 2
Coding region: 1-2232 (743 amino acids)
Molecular function (GO): oxidoreductase activity
Source: RefSeq, a predicted model, not a curated record